GCCGCGUCAAGGACGGCUCGGAUGUCGACGUCGCUCUCGUAAGUACUUACUGCGUGUCGUACAGGAAGCGGGGUCUAUCCACUUGGGACCCACGCUCGACAGUCGCGGCCUCUCAAGCGGGAAUAGGGGGCAGAUACAAAGUCGGCUUCUGGCGCUCUGCUGAACGUAUUGCUUGACAUGACUUCGCCGCACCUCAAAGCUGUGAUAUUCGAUGUCGGCGGUGUUGUGUGCCGCAGCCCCUUGAUAGCUAUCGCAGCAUACGAGCGAGAGCACGGGCUGCCCAACAACUACAUCAACUGCGCUAUCACCGCGCGUGGCACGCAUGGAGCGUGGCAAAGAUUCGAGCGGGGCGAGAUGUCCCUUUUCCCGUUCUACGAGCAAUUUGGGCGCGAGCUUUCCGAUACGAAGGUGAACAAUCCAGCGUAUGUCAAGUACUGCAAGCGGCGCGGACUAGCACGUCCGGACCUCCCUGAAACACUGCACAUUGACGGCCGUGAGCUGUUCGGACGCAUGAUGCGCGAGAGCGGCGAGUUCGACGACCGUGUGGUCGAGGCGAUCAGGCGCAUAAGAGCCGAACGCAGAUGGCGGAUUAUCGCGCUCACGAACAAUUUUUCGAAAUCCGAGGCCGAUAUUAUCGGCGAUGCGCCGCCCCCGAAGGAGAAGUUCCCCAGCUUCUCCGUCCAGGCUGAGCUCGCCUUCCUGGGCUGGCAGGACGGAGCGACCCCUCCGCGGCUCCGGGCGCUGUUCGACGACUUCUGUGACUCCAGCACGCUUGGAAUGAGGAAGCCCGAGCCUGGCAUAUACCUCCUCGCUUGCCAGCGCAAUGGCAUCAAGCCCACAGAGGCGGUAUUCUUGGACGACCUCGGCAUGAACCUCAAAACAGCCCAGGCGCUCGGCAUGGAGACCAUCCGCGUGCCCAUUGGCGGAUCGCUCGAUGCGCUGAAGAAGCUCGAGGCCAAGCUGGGCAUCGACCUGACAAGCGGCGGGUCCAAGCCUACCGAUAGGACGCCUUCCAGGCUGUGACGGCGUAUACGAUCGUGAUCUUCGCGUAUUUCCUUGAUGGGGUGAUGGUGCGCGUGCAGGGUCUGCGCAGGAUGGCUGCACGAUUUCUCAUUGUACGGCGGGGAAGCAGGCGGCGGACAUGGACGGCCAGCGUGGGUGUCUGGACUCUGGACGGUCUAUGUAUUCGUAUUACUAGAUUGUCGUAGAGGGGGUACACGACGCGGCGGGGUUCAUGUCUAGUCUCUAGAACGGCUUGUCCGACGCAGGCGUCUUGUCCUCCCAGUAUCCACCGAUCUAGAGCACGCGUUCCCAGCGAUGGUUAGCGUACGGGCAUUACGUGGGACGGUGGCGGCGGUCUGGGACCUACCACGGGCAGCUUGGACAAGAAACCGCGCUUGACCAGGGGGGUGACUGACAGAAGCUAAUGUUGCCGAUGCAGCGGGUGAGAUACCGUGUGCGGCGGACGGGUGAAACGCGACGUACGUAGAGCGCAGUGAUGCCCGCUCCCGCCCCCCACAGAGUGAGGCUGGGUGUCCAGGAGCGGAAGAACUGUGCACAGAGCAGGACGGUGCGGGCCUCUCAGCCGGAUGUUCUGACCGCGCAACGACCGCAGAGACGACUUGCCUUGAUGACGGGCCUCUGAGGCGGGACAGGGUGGUAGAGCACGCGAGACAUGUGGGAGAGCGGGGUGCCUGGGCGAUGGUGAGGGCGUACGAGCGGAGCGACUGGCGCAGCGGAAGAGAGGAA
Messenger RNA from Dichomitus squalens LYAD-421 SS1, 1749 nucleotides. Its product is annotated as HAD-like protein. Bases 178 to 1023 code for a protein of 281 amino acids. The transcript is spliced from 9 exons. The record is from RefSeq and is a predicted model, not a curated record. NCBI's taxonomy places the organism in Eukaryota, Fungi, Basidiomycota, Agaricomycetes, Polyporales, Polyporaceae.